AUGUCCAAGGAGGGUGCAGCAGCUGGCGGCAGCCGUAAACGUGAGGGAGGCAACGCCACCCAGGCGAGCAUGGUGUCAAAAGAAGAAUUAGCAAAUAUUGAGACCCUCACGAACGCUCAGCUGCGAACCCGCGCAGCGCAAUUACAACGCGAGAUUCAGCAGCUGAAGAACGAGGAAGUUUCAAGUAUGAAUGAGUUGUUGCGGAUCAAGAAGGAGGUGGCGGAGGACAGGAAGCGGGUGAAGGACAACAAUAAGCUGCCGUACCUGGUAGCCAGCAUAUCUGAGAUUUUGGAUUUGGAUGAUAACGAGGAUGAGAUGGAGGAACUGGAUGUGGGCAGAAAGAAGUCGAAGCGAAAGCAAAAGAGUGCCAUUGUAAAGACGUCAAACCGGCAUACCGUUUUUUUGCCUGUGGUGGGGUUGGUGGAUGCAAACAAGCUCGGACCACAAGACUUGGUGGGCGUCAACAAAGACACCUACCUGGUCUUGGACACACUACCACCCGAGUAUGACAGUCGUGUGAAGGCGAUGGAGAUUGAGGAGAAGCCAAAGGAGAAGUACACGGAUGUGGGGGGUCUUGACAAGCAAAUUAAUGAAAUGAUCGAGGCUGUCGUAUUACCCAUCACGGAGAAGGCAAAGUUUGCGCGUAUUGGCAUUAAACCACCAAAAGGGGUGUUGCUUUACGGUUCGCCGGGUACUGGAAAGACGAUGCUGGCCCGUGCGUGUGCAGCCGCCACAGAUGCGUGUUUUCUCCGGCUUGCGGGGCCUCAGUUGGUGCAGAUGUACAUUGGCGAGGGUGCCCGUAUCUUACGUGACGCCUUUGCUCUUGCAAAGAAGAAGGCACCAACAAUCAUAUUCAUUGAUGAGCUGGACGCCAUCGGGUCACGUCGCUCCGAUGAGGGUGGCAAGCACGGUUCCAGGGAGGUGCAACGAACUAUGUUGGAACUUCUCUCACAGCUUGAUGGCUUCGGCAGCACCGAUGAUGUGAAGGUAAUUGCAGCCACCAAUCGCAUUGAUGUGCUCGAUCCCGCACUGCUGCGUAGUGGGCGGCUGGAUCGGAAGAUAGAGUUUACACUUCCAGAUGAGGAGGCACGGGCACGAAUUCUUGAAAUUCAUUCCCGUCGCAUGGCUCUUCACGGGGAUGUCAACUUUGAGGAAAUUGCCCGCAUGACAGAAGAUAUGAACGGGGCGCAGUUAAAAGCGGUGUGCGUGGAGGCGGGUAUGCUGGCGCUGCGCAACGACCGUGUGUAUGUGGCACAUGAGGAUUUUGCGGAGGGCGUUACGGCUGUACAGGCUCGCAAGAAGUCUAGCCUGAACUACUACGCAUGA
Messenger RNA from Trypanosoma rangeli, 1326 nucleotides. RefSeq names its product putative proteasome regulatory ATPase subunit 5. Gene Ontology annotation, cellular component: proteasome regulatory particle, base subcomplex. Bases 1 to 1326 code for a protein of 441 amino acids. The transcript has a single exon. Lineage: Eukaryota; Euglenozoa; Kinetoplastea; Trypanosomatida; Trypanosomatidae. Gene Ontology annotation, molecular function: ATP hydrolysis activity; proteasome-activating activity; ATP binding. Gene Ontology annotation, biological process: proteasome-mediated ubiquitin-dependent protein catabolic process. The record is from RefSeq and is a predicted model, not a curated record.